This is a messenger RNA of Exophiala spinifera, 1899 nucleotides long. RefSeq lists its product as uncharacterized. Gene Ontology annotation, biological process: regulation of transcription by RNA polymerase II. The record is from RefSeq and is a predicted model, not a curated record. Bases 1 to 1899 code for a protein of 632 amino acids. NCBI's taxonomy places the organism in Eukaryota, Fungi, Ascomycota, Eurotiomycetes, Chaetothyriales, Herpotrichiellaceae. The transcript has 3 exons.
AUGUCCCUACGAACUACUCUGGCCUCGAGUAGUCUGUAUGGCUUGGUUGAUAUGGGGAGAUUCACCGUCUCACAUUUUCAUUCUCACACUUUGCAAUCUCAAAUUCUCAUUCUCCAUCCUCGUGGUAGCAACGGCAUCCGCUUCUCCAUCACCAACCUGGACCCCUCGACAGCCCGAUCUCUACCGACGGUCUACACGGACCGCGAAGGCAUCUCGCUCUACGAUGCACAAUAUUUGAGGGGAUUCAAGGGCCCCAUUCCCCAGGACGUUAUAGACGACGUAGUCCGAUCGUUGCUCAAGUUCAAAGCUGUCUGUGCCGACUUCGAUGUCCCGGAACCAAACAUUCGCAUCCUCGCGACCGAGGCGACUAGGAAUGCCGUCAACAGUGAGGAUUUCAGACAACAGAUCAAGCGUGAUACCGGAUGGGAGGUGGAUAUGUUGCCCAAGGAGGCCGAGGGGAGGAUAGGAGCCUUGGGUGUGGCGAGUAGCUUCAGUGAGGUUGAAGGCUUGGUGAUGGAUCUAGGUGGAGGAAGUACACAAAUAACGUGGAUGCUUUCGCGAAACGGAACCGUCGAAACCAGUCCCCGAGGCAGCAUAAGUUUCCCUUAUGGCGCCGCCGCCCUGACACGACUUCUAUCUGAGCUCUCACAGCCUCAGCAAAGCUCGAGCGGGUCAGCGUCACCCCUAAGUCUAUCUUUCAACAGUCUGAACCUGUUCAAGUUCAAGUCGAAUAGUUCCCCUUCAGCUUCUCCUCUCGAGCCACCACUUCCAACGUCAAUAGAAAACCUUGAGCAAACGAUGAUCUCCCAAUUCCGGCAAGCGUACGCAGAUUUGUACGGCGACAUGCCCGAGGCGCUCCGUUACAAGGCCAAGCACGGCGGUCUAACGCUGUAUCUGUCCGGCGGAGGGUUCCGAGGCUGGGGUUACUUGCUCAUGAGCCAACACAAAGUCAAUCCGUAUCCUAUUCCGAUCAUCAACGGUUUCAGUGCGGCGAAGCGGGAGUUUCAACAAACACGGGAGAUCAGCGCCGUGGCAGCGGAAGAGAGUGCGUUCCGAAUAAGUAGACGGCGGGCUGCCCAGGUUCCAGCCGUGGCCUUUUUAGUGAACGUACUCGUCGAGGCAGUACCGGUAAUCACGAACGUGAGGUUCUGUCAGGGCGGAGUGAGGGAAGGAUUCCUGUUUGACACUCUGAGCCGGGAAGUCCGGGCCCAAGAUCCCCUGGUGGCUGCGACACAGCAGUUUGCGGGUACGAGUGCUGACGAGAUUGGAGAGACGCUCUUCAGCGCCAUACCCGGGGAGAAUAACCUCAACAGAGAAGUCCCGGGGACAAUCGGGGGGCGCACACUGGCCAGGGCCGUCGCGGGUCUGAUGUUCUUGGGGACUGUCAUCGGCAACAAAGAGUCCAGAAGUGUAGGUGCAUUGUGUCUACCCAUUACGGGCGUCCUGGCUGGCGCUCAUGGCGUAAGCCAUUCUCAGAGGGCGCUUCUAGCUCUCGUGCUGUGUGCGAGGUGGGGAGGGGACUUGCCGCCUCCGUAUGACGAUCUGGAGAGACGGUUGCAGGGCCUAUUGACGAAGCAGGAGAUUUGGUGGGCAACGUAUUUGGGCCGGGUAGCCGGUCUGGUCGGCGCUGUGUAUCCCGCUGGACGAAUCGGUUCGAAGAGAAGAUUGAAGUUGAAGGCGUACUGGUCGGAAGGGUUGGGUAAGAACGGACUGGCGCAGGGAGUGGUGUUGGAAGUCAAGUGCACGAAUGACGAUGUCUUUACGGAUCCAGACGUUCUGAGGCCGUUGAUUGACGAGGUUGAGAAGUUGGGAAAGAAGAAGAACAAGGCCGGUGGGCCGCACGGUGGGUUUGGUGUGCCCAUUGAUAUCAGGAUUGAGAGGGUGUUGUCAUUGACAUGA